This is a messenger RNA of Chenopodium quinoa (quinoa), 908 nucleotides long. RefSeq lists its product as uncharacterized. Lineage: Eukaryota; Viridiplantae; Streptophyta; Magnoliopsida; Caryophyllales; Amaranthaceae. The coding region runs from base 1 to 537 and encodes 178 amino acids. The transcript is spliced from 2 exons. The record is from RefSeq and is a predicted model, not a curated record.
AUGAAUACAGAAGAUGUGAUGCCCUUGAAAAGACCAGCUGUGGUCAUGGAGGAGGUGUAUCAAUCGAUGUUCAAUGCUGUGCAUAGUCAACAGGAGUGUGUAGAUGUAGUAGAUGAACUGAUUAACAUUAGGUGUGUGAAAAAGCGUCGGUACGGAUACUUUAAGAAAAAGGAUUUGGCAUCAGGUUCUGGUGAUGCACAUGUGCAACCCGACUUAAAUGUUCAUGACUAUGCUGUAGAUUCUCCAUUAAUGUCGGGUGAUGUAAUGGAUGAUAAUGAGUUGGACCAUAGGAACUUGCAAUCUCCUACAGCAUAUGAGUUAGACUUUGACUUAGACUUGGACAGAGAUACAGAAAGUCAAAAUGACACCGAUAGUCAUAAAAGGGAGAGAGAAAGGGAAUUAUAUUUGCUAGUCGAGUUGGAGUUGGGGUUGGAGUUUCAGUUCGCUAUUGACUUGGUAAUAGAAGUUGAAAGGGAGAUGGAGUUGGGAAUGGUCUUGAUGUUGGAGUUGGCCUAUGGAGAUACAAUUGUUAAAUAAGUGCGAGAGUGAUAGGAUGUAUGGAAUGGAGUUGGAAUUUGAGUUGGGCAUGGAGUUUGAGAGGGAGAGGCAAGAGGUGGUGGCUUAUGAGCAGCAGAGGGUGGGAGAUUUGGACCUGCUGUUAUGUAGUUUCCAAAACCUUUACAAAGCCCUGAAAAAAUUGAAAUUGAAAUUGGAUAUAGUUCAGAAGAGGAUGGCAGAGAGAGAGGGUUUAGCCCACAACGAAGUCGGCAAAAAAGGAAAAAUUCAGACUCACCUUUGCUUCCUGAAGGUUAUGUGAACACUUGGCGGCCGAGGAAGUUCCGCAGAUUACGGGUUCCAUUUUAUGACUACAUAAGAUCUCAUUCCAAUGUCUCGCGCUGAUUGCAGUC